Molecule: messenger RNA, 1117 nt
Organism: Ixodes scapularis (black-legged tick)
Lineage: Eukaryota; Metazoa; Arthropoda; Arachnida; Ixodida; Ixodidae
Product: transmembrane protein 53
Exons: 1
Coding region: 43-960 (305 amino acids)
Molecular function (GO): serine hydrolase activity
Source: RefSeq, a predicted model, not a curated record
GUCGCGUGUAUUGUACACCGUCAGAUCUAACCCCGAUUUUUCAUGCAGGCGCUAACACAAUGGCUCUCCGUCCGGCAUCUGGUCGCAGCCCGCUCCGAAGCCAUAAACACUAACCUCCAACUCCACUUCACCGACAAGGAGCCGCCAGUGUGCAGCGUGCUGAACGAAGACCAGCGAGGACAGCUCGAUCUCGUCAGCUCUGGGCAGGGCGACCUGAUACGCUCCAGCGCAGGAGACAGUAACGGUCGUCGUUGCAACCCUCUGGCUAUCCUGAUGGCCUGGAUGGCAGCCAAGGACGUGCAUCUUCAGCGCUACCAGAAACUUUACCUGGACCAAGGAUUCGACGUCCUCACGGUCAAGACCCACCUGCUGCAGUUCGCCCUGCCCAAGAAGGACGACCAGCACGUGGCCGAAAAGGUGCUCGACUUCCUACUGGAAAACCCCAGCUACACAAACCUCGUGGUACAUGCCUUCAGCGUGGGUGGCUACCAGAUGGGAGAGAUCCUAGCCCGCAUGGGCAUGAGCGGAAGCCGGUACACUAACCUGCUACCGCGGUUUAAGGCUCAAGUCUACGACAGCCUGGUCGAGUACACCGGUGCCGCGGUCGGCUUCUCCAAGGUGUUCGCCAAGGAUCCGAGGCUUCAAAAGAUUCUCGAGCUUGUGUUCAAAAUACAGGCCGCCGUGUUGUACCCGGUGUCGACGGUACACCACAAGGCGGCUUCGGAGGCCGUUCACGACAGCGUGCUGACGUGUCCAGUGCUGUUGUUUGGGUCCAGAAAGGAUAACGUCAGUUCACUGGAUGAUAUCGCUGAUCUAGCCAACGAAUGGCGCCAAAAGGGCCUUGACGUUUCUCUGUGCGCCUUCGACGAUAGUAAGCAUGUACAACACAUCGCCAAAUACCCCGAGCAAUACACCAAUGAAGUGAUCCGGCUCUUGCGAAAGGCCAAGCUUGUAAAGUAGAUUAUGGAAUGAGCCCUGUCCCAUUGUUUUGCUGCCGCCGUUAUUAUUCCAUUGUUGCGAGCGAAGCGCUUGUCUGGACCACCUGGAUGGGUGCGGGGGUUUGAAGAACUAAAAAAUUGGGAAAUCCAGGUCCUGUGAAGGGCGUGGCCUUCAACUA